AUCUCCUGCGGGGCGGCCCUGCUGGGGUGGGCGAGCUCGGGCGCCGCCGGGUGAUCGGAGGUCAGUGGCCGUGGCCCACAGUCCGGGACGGACGGGGAAGUUGCGGCUUGCUGCCUCCAAACGCCACCGCUCUUGUGCUCAGUUUGGGGCCCACAGCUCCGGUGCUGCACUUGAGAUGGAGUUACUGCCCCUCUGGCUUUGCCUGGGUUUUCACUUCUUGACACUGGAAUGGAGAAAUCGAAGUGGAAUGGCUACAGCAGCUUCCCAAGGGGGCUGCGAGUUGGUUGAUGGAGUAGCCGACUGCCGGGGGCAGAACCUGGAGUCAGUGCCCGGCGACCUCCCGCCCCACUCCCGGACGCUCCUCCUGGACGCCAACCCGCUGAGCACCCUGUGGAACCACUCCCUCCAGCACUACCCUCUCCUGGAGAGCCUCAGCCUGCGCGGCUGCCGGCUGCAGCGCGUCGGCCGCGGCGCCUUCCGAGGCCAGGCCGGGCUGCGCAGCCUGGCGCUGCCCGACAACGCCCUGUCCGAGCGCUACAGGGAGACGGCGGCCGCCUUCCGCGGCCUGCGGGCCCUGCGGCGGCUGGACCUGGCGGGCAACUCCCUGACCGAAGACAUGGCGGCCCUCCUGCUCUGGAACCUGUCUUCGCUGGAGUCUUUGUCGCUGGCGAGGAAUACCAUCAUGAGGCUCGACGACUCGGUCUUCGAGGGCCUGGGGCGCCUGCGGGAGCUGGAUCUGCAGAGGAACUACAUCUUUGAGAUUGAGGGUGGCGCUUUCGAUGGCUUGACGGAGCUGAGACACCUCAACCUGGCCUAUAAUAACCUCCCUUGCAUCGUGGACUUCAGCCUCACCCAGCUGCGCUUCCUCAACGUCAGCUACAACGCGCUGGAGUGGUUCCUGGCGGCCGGGGGAGAGGCGGCCUUCGAGCUGGAGACGCUGGACCUGUCCCACAAUCAGCUGCUGUUUUUCCCGCUCCUGCCCCAGUGCGGCAAGCUGCGCACGCUCCUGCUGCGGGACAACAACAUGGGCUUCUACCGGGACCUGUACAACGCCUCCUCGCUGCGGGAGAUGGAGGUGCAGUUCCUCCUUGUGGACGGCAACGUGACCAACGUCACCACCGUCAGCCUCUGGGAGGAAUUUGCCUCCAGCGACCUGGCGGACCUGCGCUUCCUGGAUAUGAGCCAGAACCAGUUCCAGUACCUGCCCGAAGGCUUCCUGAAGAAAAUGCCCUCCCUCUCCCACCUGAACCUCAACCGGAAUUGCCUGGUGACGCUUCACCUCCGAGAGCACGAGCCCCCGGGGGCGCUCACGGAGCUGGACCUGAGCCAGAACCAGCUGUCCGAGCUGCGCGUGGCCCCGGGCCUCCCGGGCUGCCUCCGGAGCCUCCGCUCGUUCAACCUGAGCUCCAACCAGCUCCUGGGCGUCCCCGCCGGCCUCUUCGCUGAUGCCAGGAACAUCACUACAGUUGACAUGAGCCACAAUCCCAUCUCCCUCUGCCCCCAGCUGGCUGGCUUGGACCGCCUGGGCCCCCCGAGCUGUGUGGAUUUCCGGAACGUGGCCUCGCUGAGGAGCCUGUCCCUGGAGGGCUGCGGCCUGGGGGCCUUACACGACUGCUCGUUCCAGGGGACCGCCCUUACCCACUUAGACCUGUCCGGCAACUGGGGGGUUCUGAACGGGACCGUCGCCCCUCUCCGGGGUACGGCCCGCACCUUACAGGUGCUGUCUCUCAGGAACGUGGGCCUCAGUUCCGGCUUCGCGGAGCUGGACUUCUCUGGGUUUGGGAGUCUGCGAGUGCUCGAUCUGUCAGGGAACUCUCUGACGAGUUUCCCACGGGUCGGCGGCAGCCCGGCCCUGCGGACCCUGGAUCUCCGCAGAAACUCCCUCACAGCCCUGCCCCAGAGGGCUGUGUCCGAGCGGCUCGCCAGAAGUCUGCGGACCAUCUACCUCAGUCAGAACCCUUAUGACUGCUGUGGGGUGGAGGGCUGGGGGUCCCUGCAGCGCCUGCACACCAUCGCGGACUUGGCCAUGGUCACCUGCAACCUCUCCUCCAAGGUCAUUCGCCUGACGGAGCUGCCCGGGGGCGUGCCUCAGGACUGCAAGUGGGAGCGGGUGGACAUGGGCCUGCUGUACCUCGUGCUCAUUCUUCCCAGCUGCCUCACCCUGCUGGUGGCCUGCACCGUCAUCUUCCUCACUUUCAGGAAGCCUCUGCUUCAGGUCAUCAAGAGCCGCUGCCACUGGUCUUCCAUAUACUGACGGGGCAUGGGAGAGCGCUUUCCCUGCCAGACCUCCAGAUCGGCUGCGGAGGACCCAGCUGGUGACUGGAGGUUUAAGUUAAAGUUUAAAAUGUUUCCCUCCCCAGUUGUCCCCAAGCUCUUCCUCCAUCAUUGUGAUCCAUCCUCAUCAUCCCAGUAAAAUAUUUAUUACGUGAUGUUCUGUGACAAUAAACACGUCUCUUAAAUAUUUUUUAAAUCAAA
Messenger RNA from Ailuropoda melanoleuca (giant panda), 2475 nucleotides. RefSeq names its product negative regulator of reactive oxygen species (gene NRROS). Lineage: Eukaryota; Metazoa; Chordata; Mammalia; Carnivora; Ursidae. The record is from RefSeq and is a predicted model, not a curated record. Gene Ontology annotation, molecular function: potassium channel activator activity; voltage-gated potassium channel activity; transmembrane transporter binding. Gene Ontology annotation, cellular component: voltage-gated potassium channel complex.